CUUCGGUCUUAUUUCGAAGUUAAGGCUUUUACAAAUAAUUCCAAAACAUGUUAAACGUUACAAAUAUAUUUAUACGGCGUAUUGUUUUAACAUUUCUGAGUUAAAAUAGAUAUGACCGAAUAGCGUCAAAGUGCGGAAUAUAUAAAUUAAAAUAAAAUGCGCCCCAUUUCUACUUUAGCACAUUUUGUCCGUUCAACCGCUCUGACCAUGAAAUUAAGGUAUAUUUACAUAUUAUACCACAUCAAUUCGUAUCACACCAAACCAAACUUCCCUAAAUAUCACGUCCCACGCUGCAGAGAUGCAUUCGGGAUGCCAGGAAAUUGAAAUCUGUUUUAAGUAGAACUUUCUUUUCUCAGAUGAGUCGAUUCCAACAUGCGACACCAUAAUAAAUCCGGAACGCGAGCCCAGCGUUACAUACAUAUUUUAUACCUGUCAGCCUUGCUAUGAAUUUUGAGGAGAAAGGUGCAACGGGUAAAGCAAAGUUGUGUUUGCUGUCCUGGAGAAUUCUUGACAGUCUCAAUUUAGCUCUCCUCUCAACAAGAGGGUCGCCACGACACUGGCACUUUCUCCAUCUCAAAGUGCCCUUCUUGUUGGAUUUAUUAGCUCUACGAUACCUUUCUCGCCCUGAUUAUACCAUCUAAAUGAGUUUCAACGAUGGACUAUUUUAAUUCAACUGAUUUUGUGGCAUCAAUCUCCAUGGUCAACAAUGCAGAACCGUAUCCACUCACGUCCCUCUUAAACUCUACGACUUCUUCAGCCCAAUUCUCCAUAUUUCUCUCGGUCUCAUUUAUUGUCGGAAUUCACUCAUGUAUCGGUCUUGUCCCAAACUUUGCAGUCCUUUGUCUCCUCGUGCAACAGAAGCGAACCAGAUCUCUUCACUACCUCAACGCCCACCUCGCCGUGGUAUCAAUACUCAUCCUUUGCCAAGGAAUCAUGUACCUGUCGGACGAUAAGAGACAUUCCGAGAGUUCUGGGUGUUCGCUAAUUGUCUACUUACGGAAUUGUCUCAUUAAUCUACUCGCACUCACCGUCCUUUCCAUAAGUCACGAGCGAGUGAGGAGCCUUGAAGUGCAGCGACAUUUGCGAAAUGAUGUCAAUGUACUUCGUGUGACGGUGGGAAUCUGGGGAUGCUCCUUGAUUGCUGCCAUCCCUGCUUUCUUUUCGGCACACUUUGUGCAACAUGUCCAUCCCGAUGGUGUUCUUCACGCCGCGUGUGUUAAGGGACCAUUACUUGGAAAUUUUGUUCUUGGACUUGUUUACGAAUCCCUGAGAUGUUUGGUCUUUCACAUUUUGCUUUCCUGUUACCUUAUGUUUGAACUCUACAAAAUACGAUCCAAGCUGAAAUACUUUUACUUCCGUCAGCAGCCAGUUCCGAGUCGCAGAUUGAAGAAGGUUCGCCGUGUCAGAUUCAUCUUUAUCAACUCGAUUACUUUCACCUUAAUCUGGUUCCCGUUCGGUCUUUUCCACUCGAUAUACACACCUUUUCGAGAUUUGGAUAAAAUCCAACAUUUCGAGAUAGAUUAUUCCAAUCUGGACGAAGCUGGAUUGCUCUUCACGGAAAUUCAAGAAGGAAUAAAAGACCCGACAAAGAAACCCUUCAAUCGGCACCCGGUCCUAUAUUACGUGGGAAUUUGUGCCAUUUACAUGUACAUCAUCCUGCUUCCCGUCAUUAUAUAUUGCACGCACAACAAUGCUUUGAAACACUUCCGGCGUCUCGGGCGAAGGCUGACUUUCUGGAAACGAGAAGCAAAUAGCGUUGUUGACGGGAUUGAGAAAUCGAAACGGAAUACAAGUUCUAACGAGAUUAGUAAAUGCGUCGGAGGAACUACAGUUGCCCGUAGUUAUUACAGUCCUGAAGGUGAAGACGAGUGUCCGUGUGAACUAAUGAUGCAAGAAACGCAUGGCAACGUUUCCCUUAAACAAACAAUUGUAACAAUUAAUAUUGAACUGGUGGAUGAUGAGGUUAUCGAUGAGGUGUAAGUUGGUGAAAAUGAGCUUUCUUAUAUAUUUAUUGUACCUGAUUUCAAGGUAAUUG
Molecule: messenger RNA, 2035 nt
Organism: Folsomia candida
Lineage: Eukaryota; Metazoa; Arthropoda; Collembola; Entomobryomorpha; Isotomidae
Exons: 6
Coding region: 655-1980 (441 amino acids)
Biological process (GO): neuropeptide signaling pathway
Cellular component (GO): membrane
Molecular function (GO): G protein-coupled peptide receptor activity
Source: RefSeq, a predicted model, not a curated record